AUGAUUAAGGACUUGAUAUUACAGAGGGUAGAUGCCUCAAGUUCAAUUCACGAUCCUUUUCAAUGUUCUGAAAAUCUGCAAAUCGCAAUUAAUAAUGGUAGUCAACUCACCAUCUUAGACCCAAAACUACCUUUACUUCAUCAAAGCAUUAAUUCGGUUAAUGAUAUUAAAGUGCUUGAUCCGAAGGGAAUAUUCACACCAAAUACUAUACUUUAUCCGGAAGCUCUUGAUUCAUUACCCCUCAGAAGUUUUAAUAGAGUCGUCGUUGAGACGCUAGACGAGGGCUUCAACUUCAGUGGUAUAAAUGAGCCUAUGAUUACUAGUCAAAAGUGGUCUCCUGUCGAUCCCUAUUCCAGAGAUUGUCUUUUGGGGGUGUUGUUCAAUACAUGUGAAUUGUUGAUAUUUGAAAGAGCUAACAAUCAUCCUGAUCAAUACACUGUAAAAUACAAUCUUUUUGAUCAACUUAUUCUGCAAUUACAUUUAGAGAGUAGUGACUCGACAGAAAUAUUUGUGACGAAUGACCAGCUAGAAUAUUUGAGAAUCAAAAGCUUUGAUUUUACUUUAAUAACUUCAUCGAUGGAAUCUAUUUUAUUGCUUAGUGUCAUAUCAAACAACGGGACUUUGAUGAUCUACAAACUAGGGAUAGAUUCAUCACUUCAAGUCUUGAGCUCUUUUCAAACGAAUCAGAAUGUUGUUAAACAUCAAUGGUCUGAAUGGAGAGAAAACGAUGGGAAAAUUACUUCUUAUUUGUCUUUAAUUUGUUCCGAUAAUUCGGUCAGCUUCGUCACUGCUGAUUUCGAUAUCAAAACUGACCAUAUCGCAAUUCUGAUCCCACAAACUAUAAUAAAAAAAUCUAGAUUUCUCAUAAGUCAAGUAAAAUGGAUAUGUACUCGUUUUGAUGUUAUCUUGAUAGUUACUUCGACGGAUUCUUUGAAGAUUAUUUACAUUAAUGAUAUAAUUGAUCAGAAAGUACUAGUUCAGAGAUUAUCUAAUUUCAACUUUAUUUCUUCUAUCAUAUCUUGUCACACGAAUGAGAUUUUGACGCUUAUAAUAGGCUUUGAAAAUGGAGAAUUUGAAUCAUUCAUAUUAGAUUUAAAAAAGAAAAUUCUAUCGUCAAAACAACUGAACAAGUUAUUGAGUAACUUUGUAUCCAAAAGUUUAUAUAAGUUUCAGCUAACAAAUUCUUCACGAGAUGAACAAGAGCUUAUGGAAGUUAAAAUGGAGAAUGAGAUCUCCAGCCCUUCUAUUACACCAAAGCCACCUUCGGACUUAACAAGACCUUACUUGAGUCAAAUAGUGGAAGGAGAUUUUACUUUAUGCGGAAUGUCAUUAAGCUCGCGAGGAAUCAUAUCAAUAGUCUAUAAAAUUGUACCUAAGAAUGUGAUGAAUUACACCAUCUUGUCAAAAAGUGAAUUACACAUUGGCUUCUUACAUGCCGCUGAACUUUGCAAUGAUUCUGAACCUGAAACGAAAUUGACUUCUAUACAAUUCAUAAAUCAAUUGUGGCUUACUAACUAUAAAAAUAUAGCAGCAUUUCCUAAGCUUCUUGGUGAUAAACAAGAAGAAAUCUCUAAAUUUGUAUUUAACAUACUGGCUUUUAAAGAAGAAAACUUGAUAGACAUAGAUAAACUAUCAUUAAUCAUUGACAAUAAUGCAAUUAAUUCGAACUUUACGAGUUACUUACUACAAAAUUUCAACAAUAAUGUGGGUCUAAAAAAACUACAAAUUUUAUAUAACUUCAAUUUAGUCUUAUUAGGCUCUUUGAAGAUAUUGAAACAGUAUGAUAACGAAGAUUGCAACAAAUUGUUAACGAAAUUGCAUAACGAACAGGAGCAAAUUGAUCAUUUAAUUAGCAAGCACUUGAGUAAAAUAAUAUUGAAUUAUAUCCAUGAAAAGACUCAUGAUGAAUAUGACAAAUUUCUCGCAAUUAGUCACUUUCUCCAGUUGGGAGCUCCGGAUGAAGAUCAGUACAAGAAAAGUUUACCAGAAAGUUCUGAAAUAUCUGUUCAAACUAAAUUUUUUCAAGAAACGUUCAAAGCUACAAUCGAUGAUAUUAACACUGAACAAGUGUUAAUAAAAUCUACUUCGGAUCACCAUUGGUCUAGAUGCAAGUUGACUUUAUUGCCAUUGUUGGAAAUGACGAAUAAUAUAGAUGAACUAAAUAAGUUUAACUAUGUUCCUGGAUUAGUAUGCACUAAUGGAAACGCUUUCACUAACCAGCUUCGAAGGUCCAUAAAUUAUUGCAUAAUAACAGGAAAUAAAACUUAUUCAUUUAGCUGA
This is a messenger RNA of Priceomyces carsonii, 2280 nucleotides long. RefSeq lists its product as uncharacterized. NCBI's taxonomy places the organism in Eukaryota, Fungi, Ascomycota, Pichiomycetes, Serinales, Debaryomycetaceae. Bases 1 to 2280 code for a protein of 759 amino acids. The transcript has a single exon. The record is from RefSeq and is a predicted model, not a curated record.